Molecule: messenger RNA, 958 nt
Organism: Chaetomium fimeti
Lineage: Eukaryota; Fungi; Ascomycota; Sordariomycetes; Sordariales; Chaetomiaceae
Exons: 1
Coding region: 270-782 (170 amino acids)
Source: RefSeq, a predicted model, not a curated record
UCUAGCUGCUGCACGUCGCUCGUUGCGGCGAAUAGCCGGUAUCGCUCGGGAGGAGGGUCUAGGUCUGGUCUAGAGCUUCGUGGGGGUUUCGAUUUCCUAACGUCCAAAACACUCGACCUCGGGUUGCAAAAGGGGAAAAUGUAUGGUGUGUGAAUGAUGGAGGAGGCUAUCACUAGCACGGCUGGAGGCGAACGGCAAGGCUUCGAGCUUUGAGGUGCCUUGGCAGAUGUCGUGUGCCCUCGGAGCUUGUGGAAGAUUCGAUACAGCCUAUGACGCAGUGCAGUGAUCGGGGGAAUUCACAGAUUCUCGCUUGGGUUGUCAAAGCGGGCUUGAGGCUCACUUCUACAACCAAAGUUGGAGGGGUCGUUUUAAAUUCAGAGGUUAAAGCCCCGUAUCAUGGUAAAUACUGUAUAACAAGGUGCUUUGUAAAGAUUUCGAGGACAUGUCUUGUUCUUCAGGCCAUCAAAGCCAUAACGUUACCCCGUUUGUCUUGUCGCUCUUGCCCCUCGGCACCCCACGAAGGCGGUGAAUCAGGAAGGGCCAUCCUGUUGGGUGGGGGUGGGGAAUUAGUGGGGCCUUCACGUGCCUUCAGAGCUUGGCUCCCCUGGACCCCUCUCGUGCCCGCCCAGCGAAGGGACCGAGGGCAUUCCUCGAACCGAGUCUCAUGUUUACUUUGCAAGUACCACUCUUUGAUCCCUAAUUAUAGCCUCCUUCUCCCCAUGAUCUCUGCUCUAUGUUCCAUUCUGUCGUCAUUUUACCGUGUUUUAUUUGUUUUUCUCUGAUUGCACUCCUGUUAUUCUAGGCAUACCUAUCCUGGGGUGACGCAGAGGGUUGGAUCGUGGGGCCCGAGGGCUGCUGGGCGGUUGCGGCGGAAGCCUCCGCACGACGGUCCUGGAAGCGAUAGCCGGCGGCAACGGGACUGGCUCGUAGAUGUUGACAGUCAAACUAACCGCCGACG